AUGCCACCGAACAAACCACCAGCUUCGGGAUCAAACCCAGUUCCUGAACCUCUACUCACAAGACUGAUCGUCGCCCCGGUACUCUUCGUCUCGUUUCUGAUAUCCCUGUUCCUCAUCGACCGCCAGACAUACGCCAGCAUCUUCGGCCGGUCUCCUAGCAAGGAUGGGUAUUAUCAUUCCCACCAGCGCAAGCUAGCCAAGCGAGAAAUGGACGAGGCCUUCCAAAUGCGCCGGAAAGUGAUUGUCGCCCUUUGCGCGUUAAGCGCCGUGUCACUGGCAAUUGUUGCUUGGGGGAUUGAGUCGUUGUGGACCGUGUGGAGGUUCAGAGCGUCACCACCGACAAGAUGA
Messenger RNA from Exophiala dermatitidis NIH/UT8656, 348 nucleotides. RefSeq lists its product as uncharacterized. The record is from RefSeq and is a predicted model, not a curated record. NCBI's taxonomy places the organism in Eukaryota, Fungi, Ascomycota, Eurotiomycetes, Chaetothyriales, Herpotrichiellaceae. The transcript has a single exon. Bases 1 to 348 code for a protein of 115 amino acids.